AUGAGCUCGGUGCUCGAGAGCGAAACAGAAAGCAGUGCUAGCCAGUCCCAGUUCGACAGCAGCCAGGGUGUCAUAAACUCGUCUGCACAUCAUACACAAGAGUCGUUACAGAAUCGACUGGAAGAAUAUAACGAACGGUUGAACAGACUUCAACUGCCUUCUGCAAGCGAUGAUGACAUUCCAACAAGUGCGACUACAGACAAUAGCUUUAGAGAUGAAUACGAUUCUAUAAAUAUAGAAGACGAACUUCCCUUGGAGACAUCUGCUUACAUGGGUAGCCAAGUAAGCGAGGAGAGAUCUGCUUCGUCAUCACCAUUAGAACCAAUGGAAGAGCAGCACCAGCAGCCGCAACGCCCAAUCCGACCUCAAAAGAUUUCUAUAAGAUUCCAGCCGAUCGGAUCAAUAGCCCAGGUAGAUCCCCAGGUAUGUAAACUUGGCAGUUCUCAUACGUUUGCGAUGGUAACGAUGUUUUUAUGCAAGAAACUAAGGUUAGAAGAUGUUCAUUGUUACAUUAGCAAUUCAUUCGCACCAACUCCACAACAGAAUGUUGGUCAGCUCUGGGAGCAAUUCAAAGUAAAUGAUGAGCUUGUAGUAUCUUACUGUGCAACAGUUGCCUUUGGAUAA
Molecule: messenger RNA, 624 nt
Organism: Eremothecium cymbalariae DBVPG#7215
Lineage: Eukaryota; Fungi; Ascomycota; Saccharomycetes; Saccharomycetales; Saccharomycetaceae
Gene: ATG12
Product: Atg12p
Exons: 1
Coding region: 1-624 (207 amino acids)
Biological process (GO): C-terminal protein lipidation; autophagy of mitochondrion; autophagosome assembly
Cellular component (GO): cytoplasm; Atg12-Atg5-Atg16 complex; phagophore assembly site membrane
Source: RefSeq, a predicted model, not a curated record